Molecule: messenger RNA, 1739 nt
Organism: Cavia porcellus (domestic guinea pig)
Lineage: Eukaryota; Metazoa; Chordata; Mammalia; Rodentia; Caviidae
Gene: Neurog3
Product: neurogenin 3
Exons: 2
Coding region: 197-844 (215 amino acids)
Biological process (GO): axon development; forebrain development; sensory organ development
Cellular component (GO): nucleus
Molecular function (GO): protein dimerization activity; E-box binding; DNA-binding transcription factor activity, RNA polymerase II-specific
Source: RefSeq, a predicted model, not a curated record
CCCUGUGAUCUCAGCCUCGUGCCGAGAGAGCUGCAGAGGUCCGGGACCCCUUCGUGCUGCUCUUCUCCUCCGGUCUGAGACAACUCCCAGGCAGGGGCGCUUUCGCCUUGGCACAAUUUGUGAGCGGGCAAGCGCGACCCAGCUCCCCGCUGCUAUCUGAGAAGCACUCUCCAUUCUUUGCGCCCCGAUUAAUAGGAUGCCGCCUCAUCCCCUGGGUGCGCCCCCUAUGCAAGUGACCCUGGAGACCGAGCAGCCCUUCCCCGGAGCCUCAGACAACGGAAUACCGAGCUGCGCGUCCGCCCCACCCAGCCCCACACUCUUGUCCCGGGACCGUGCGGAGCCAGAGGCAGGUGGCUGCCGAGGGCCUGCGAGGAAGCUGCGCGCGCGGCGCGGAGGGCGCAGCCGGCCCAAGAGCGAGUUGGCGCUGAGCAAGCAGAGACGCAAUCGGCGCAAGAAGGCCAACGACCGCGAGCGCAAUCGGAUGCACAACCUCAACUCCGCGCUGGACGCGCUGCGCGGUGUCCUGCCCACCUUCCCAGACGAUGCGAAGCUCACCAAGAUCGAGACGCUGCGCUUCGCACACAACUACAUCUGGGCACUGACUCAGACGCUGCGCAUAGCGGACCACAGCUUCUACGGGUCAGAGCUGCCCGUGGCAUCCUGCGGGGAGCUGGGCAGCGCGGACGGCGGCUCCCCGGGUGACUGGGGCUCCCUCUACUCUCCGGUUUCCCACGCUGGCAGCCUGAGCCCCGCCGCCUCGCUAGAAGAGCCCCACGGGCUUAGGGCGCCUACUUCCCCCGCCUGCCUGCAUCCCGGCGCCCUGGCCUUCUCAGACUUCCUGUAAGGGGUCCAUCUGUCUCUGGGUUGUGGGUACGAAAGGGGGGAGGGAGCCAGAGCUGUCGGGGGUGGGCGCCUCUUCCUGCCUCUCACUGGCUGAUCUCUGCAGGUCUUUCCCUCUGCAGCCUUCGGCGCUGCCCGAGGGGAGAGGGUAGUGCAGCUUGCGCAUACUUUCUGUCUGCAGUCUUUGGCCACUCCUAAAUCUCUUUCAAGGAAGACGACUAUGGCAGCAAUGCACAACGGAGUCGGCCUCGGCCUUCUGUCUCCCAGCCCUCACUUAUGUCUGUCAGUCUGCCUGUCCCUUACCACCCCUCCCCUGUGUGAGUGAACCCGGUGUUUGGUUUCUCCGCGCUUGCUCCCUUGUCCUACUCCAGAGACGCCACUGACCUCCUCUCUACCCUCUGUGAAGUCUGGGUUUCGGGCUGUUGCAUUCUGCCUUAAUCCACGAAGGCGAACCUCUGCCUUCUCCUCCUGCACUUUUCGGAGCCAUUGCCCUCCCCGAAACCGAAGAGCAGGCUGCGUUUUGGGAAAUCGCUAGCCGACCUCCCUCCGCUUCCCUGCGCCCUGCGGUGGCAGGUGCCUGGAGCUCCGCUCGCCUCUUUACCAAGAAUCAACUUGUAAACUAUAUAUCUUUUGAAAUGAAUUUUGUUACGGUAAAUUAUAUGCCCCCUCCCCAGCUUUUACAUUUGUAUUUAUUGAUGAGAUUUCAUGGUGGGAAAAUUCUAUAUUUUGUACAUAAAUUAUUGGGCACUGGUGAAUGAGAUUCUGAACCAAUAAACGAUGGACCCUUAAGAAUCCUCAUUAAGAUGACAAUGGUGCUGCAGAAGGUUGCAACUGCUACAGUUGCGGGGGGGGGGCACGUCUGCUGAAGGAAGGAGAUGAGGCUGAAGGGGGUCUUGUCC